Oreochromis niloticus (Nile tilapia) is the source of this 3863-nucleotide messenger RNA. RefSeq lists its product as uncharacterized. The transcript has 6 exons. The coding region runs from base 1574 to 2461 and encodes 295 amino acids. The record is from RefSeq and is a predicted model, not a curated record. Lineage: Eukaryota; Metazoa; Chordata; Actinopteri; Cichliformes; Cichlidae.
UAGGCUGGAGCCCAGCUGUCUUAGGUGUUUGGAAGCCACAGCUGUGAUUCUCUCUGAGGUGGAGCUGGAGCCUCUUCCUCCUUCUCGUCGAACCACCUGUAAGUCAUCAGUCUCAUCAACUGUUGUGCAAAAGGACCAGCACUGCCAUCCAGACCUCGCCAGAUUAUCAUCUUGCUCAGUAUGGUUAACAGGCCAGUUUGCUUUUGCCUUUUCAUGCUACUCAUUCAGUGGGCUAACAUUACAUCUCUGUGCCUCCAGUGUGUAUCCUGACAGUAUAAGCCAUUUUCUACAACAAUGCCCUUAACUCAGUCGGCUUCCUCAGAGCACUUUCACACUCACCUGUCUGCCCGCCCUUUGUUGGCUCCCAUCGCUUACCUUACUUGUCUAGUUAACCUGAGAGGGACACACAGCCAUACCUAUACUUUUCUUUAGAAUGGACUCUGAUGUCUUUUUCGACAUGUCAGUGAGAAUUUAAAAUAGUUAGUGGUUAUAUGUAUGUGUGUCUUAUUUCCCCCUUUUUCUUUUUAAGUAGAGUCAGAGACCUUUAAGUGCAAUCUCUAAAUCAUGUAGAGGUGAUGUAGGAAUGGAUCCAAAAGUUUGCAGAAUGAAGAUGAAAUGCCUUUCAGCUCAAGAUGAGCAGAUGUGGAAUUUCAUGAAAAUGACAGAGAGGUCAUUUUUAUAGUAGAUAUUGCUCCUCUUUUAAACCAUCUGUCUUCUUGGUCCAAAAUCCGAACAUUGCAUCCUUGAAAGAGGGAGUAUUAUAGUUUAGGUGCAGAUGCAGAGCUGAGUCUUGUCUUGCUGGUGGCUCUUCUGUGUUGUGCCAUACGUUUAUGUGGCUGUUUUGAUUUCUCCACUGCACAGUAGUACACUAUGUUGCGGUACACUAUUGUUUGGGAGUUUGAUCCUUGGGAUGGACCACUCUUUGUCUCAUGGUGUGUCUGGGUCUGAAGUGCACUGGGAUGUCAUGCUUGGAGAAAGUUUUCUCUGUCAAACCUGCUACUUAAGGAAUGACAUUUUGUUUCUCCCUAGUUUCACAUAUUUUCAGAGCUUUCUUCAUGUGUGUGUGUGUGUGUGUGUGUGUGUGUGUGUGUGUGUGUGUUUUUCCUUUCUGUCUUAUGGCAGAGUGCCAAGAGAGGAACUGUGGUACUGGAUGAGGAAGUCAGAAGUAUGUGAGGGUGGUGCAGGAGAUGUAAGAGAACAGCAAAACAGUGAUAACGUGUGCAGUAGGAGUGACAAAUGAGUUUAAUGUGGGGGUGGGAUUAUAUCUCUGACCUCAUUUUUGUUUGCAGUAAUGAUGAACAGAUUAGGCAGGGGUCUAUGUGGACUUUGAUGUUCAGGUGCAUGAGGGUCGAUGAGUUUAAAUACAUGGAGUCAACCAAAGCACUGGACAGUACAUGAGUGGCGAAGUGACUGCAGGCAGGCUGGAGUGGGUGGAGACGAGUGUCAAGCAUGAUUUGUGUCAGGUUAAAAGUACAAGUUGGUAGUGAGAUAGUUCAUUGGUGGCACUGACAAAAAGACAGGCGACUGAGCUAAUGGUAGCAAAGCUAAAGAAUUUUCAUGGGGAGUGAACAGGAUGAACAAGAUUAGAACAUAUAAAAGGUGUAAGUUUGAGAUGCUUUGGAUGAGGGAUGCUGGAUACACUGGACAACGGACUUUGAAUAUGGAGCUGCCAGAUUCAAUUGUAUGCCAUUUUUCAGAAUCUCCUGGAAACCGUCAUUAUUUCGGAGCUGCAGGACAGCUGCUAAUUUUUCAUCUGCCAUUCAAAGCUAACUCUUCACUUUUAAUCAUGAAGGACGACAAACACAGGAUUUUAACCACAACUCAUCAGGGGAAAAUAAAAUUAAAUGAGGAACUUGCAGAUCAGUCACAAAGCAUAAACAACGGAACACUUAAGUUAGGUAAAGCUAUGAAGAAACACUCAGGAUAUUACGUGUUGGAGGAAUUCGAUCCUUAUGGAAGAUUGCUGAAAAAUGUGAAAGUGUAUUUAAAAGUACACGCUCCAGUGUCAAAGCCAGCACUGUCUCAAACAUGCUGGGCACCAGAACAGAUGAAUGUCAGCUGCUUCUCUGAGGGAGAUGAAAUACAAUUAAUUUUGACUCUGGACGAUCGCGUUCUGAUACAAAGCAAAGACCAAUCCCUGAGCAACUGGACAGCUGAGAAAUCCAUUGUUUCAAAGGUUACCAUCAGCUUGCAUGGGAAGCUGACAGGAAACCUUAUGUGUCGAGUUUGGAACAAUGUCAGCAGAGAUGAAACAACUAUUCACCUGGUAGCCUGCAAAGGUUCUGUUACAACUUUGACAGUGGCUGUGAUCGCAAAUGUCAUCAUGCUCUUUGUCAUUGUGAUUUUGAGUAUGAUUAUAAAAAAGUUUUGCAAAAAAAGAAGACCCGCAAAGGCCAAUGAGGGUAAUUUGGAUACUGAAAUUAUCUACACAGAUGUUAGAGUGAUAAGAAAGGCCAAUUGAAACUGCUUUUUCUGUAUUGAAACUCAGUGCAGAAAAAUCAACAUCGUAAAAGUUCCAGCACUGAACUUGAUCCUUAGGUGGACAAGCAGCUAUUAAGACAGAUGGAUGGAUCAAUAAAUACAUACUAAAUAAUGUUAUAUGACUGUUCUAACCUGGGUUGUUUUUUUUUCUUGUUUUUUUUUUUGCUUUAAUGUUGAAUUUUGCUUUGUAGUUGAUUAAAGAAAAGUUCAAACUUUAGCAACCACACACACACACACACACACACACACAGAAGAUCACUUUUUAAAUCACAAUAUAAUUGAUAUUAGGGUGAAGAUUAUAGCACUUGAGAGUUUUUGAGAUUAAUGUUGAAUUGUGCAGCUAUAUCACAUUUUUUACUAAACCUGCAUUUGAAUCUUUGAAAGUAUUUUAGAAAUUUGUACUUGGAAAAGGGAGAAAAUAAUUUUCUUUACACUAGAUCCUGGUUUCUAAUUCAAUUGCCAUUAAAAAUGAAGUAUGAAGUGCUACUAUAUGUAAUGAUUCUUGAGGAGUCUCCAAUUUUGUUAUUUUACUGCAUUUUCCUGUAGUUCUUUUCUUUUUCUUUACUGUAGUCACCAGACUUGUACAUUGCACUGUUUUCAACCUAAAAGUCAGUGCAAAUUACUAAACUCCUCAGUGACAGCAAUACUUCUGAAUGCUACUUCCCGCCACUUAAGGAACUUAAAUGCUAAAUACUCUGUAUAUGUGGCCACAUCUCAUUCUCUUUAAUUCUGUCAAUGUAUCUCUUUGCUGUAUUCCAUCUUUGUCAAUGAAAAUAAACAUCCCAGUUUGUUUGGCUAAGUUAGAAUGGAACAGGUUGUGGUUUGAACACACUCUGGCACGCUUGGUUUUCAUGUCUUAUGUGAAAUUUCCUGUUCUUUCUUUAAAAGAAAAACUUUGGUAAUACUGACUAUGUUGCCGAGUGUACCACGGAGUGCAUCAAAGAAAAAAAACAGAUCUAAGAUGUUAUGUCCACCGCAUUUCUGAGAAGCACAUUACAGGAAAGACUUCUUACUGCAUGGCAGACAGCUGAUGCUUUGUUGUUAUAUUUUCAGGAUUUUGUUAUCAGUAUUAGUAGAAUAAUAAAUAUAUAACAUUUUUAUAUGAUGUUUUUAAAACACAAUUUACACUUCAUGAUGUUACUCUCAGUGUAAAAGUCUGCAAAGCAACAAGUUAAAAGAUACAAUAAGUUUAUGUUCUCAUUUUAAUUAGUAAUCCCCAAAUGCAGAUGUAGUUUAAGAAACUGGAAAAUGUACUGCAGUCGUACCGUUAUGUAUAAUAUAUUGUUUGUUGGACAAAGAUAUAAUUUUUGGGGGUUUGAUUCUGUACAUUCUGACUCUUAUAUAUUGUUCAUAUUCUAUGCUGUCACAGUAUGGGCCAAGUC